AUGUGGAAGGCAGUACAUGUUCAUGUACUAAUUGAUGAGUAUAAAGAAAAUAAUGCAGAAUUUUAUAAUAUGUCUGGAAGUCAAAAAUCAUUAUUUUGGAAUGGUGUGACAACUAGAAUUAAUUUCGAAUUUGGAACGUAUUUUACAGGUAAUAAUUGUAAAGACAAAUUUAAUGGAUUAAAUAUGGUUUUAUAUAUUCAAGGUGAUCCCAAAGGUAAAUCUACCAAAAAUGGACGUACUUAUUAUCAUGACCCUCCACCACGCUAUACUGAAACCAGUCAAAGCCCUCCUAUAUCUAAUGAAAAUAAUAAAACAAGUAGUAGUAGUCAAAGUCAUACUGUAUCUAAUAAAAAUAAUGAUUAA
Racocetra fulgida is the source of this 363-nucleotide messenger RNA. The record is from the annotation of a GenBank genome assembly. NCBI's taxonomy places the organism in Eukaryota, Fungi, Glomeromycota, Glomeromycetes, Diversisporales, Gigasporaceae.